GGAGUACCCUGUAUUUGAUGUGUUCACAUCGUGCGCCAUUUCGAGUGAGCAGACGAACGUCUCGCGAGCGGGAGGUUGUAUGUGAAACAGAAGAAAUAAAACACAACAAAAUAAUUGAUAGAACCCGCCGAAUUUUAAUCAUUUUAAACUUUAAACUCUUGUUUUUGCGGAGGCUUUUUUGAUCAGCGGCGACCCUUUAACUCGGUGGGCAAAGAGCUGCGUUGGGAGAAGUUAAGAGAAAACGGACUUGGGGCUGCUGGGAGUUGUAGUGUCACUGUGAGGGACGCCUGCUCGCACACACUCGGCCCGCCCACAGUGAAAGAGCAGACACACAGACAGACGACCGCCCAGACACUAUGGAUCGUUCCCCCACCACCAGCAGCCUGAUGGCGAGCAACGUGACCAACAAGACCGACCCGCGCUCGCUGAACUCGCGGGUCUUCAUCGGGAACCUCAACACGCUGCUGGUGACCAAGGCCGACGUGGAGGCCAUCUUCAGCAAGUACGGCAAGAUCGUGGGCUGCUCCGUGCACAAGGGCUUCGCCUUCGUGCAGUACGCCAACGAGAGGAACGCCCGCUCCGCCGUGGCGGGGGAGGACGGGCGCAUGAUCGUGGGACAGGUGUUGGAUAUUAACCUGGCUGGUGAACCGAAGCCUCACAGGUCAAAGACCACCAAGCGCUCUGCAGGGGACAUGUACAGUAGCUCCUCGUUCGAUCUGGACUAUGACUUCCAGCGGGAUUACUAUGACCGGAUGUACUCGUACCCGUCGCGCGUGCCGCCCUCCUCUCCGCGGUCUCCCUCCAGCGUCCCGCGUCAGUGUGAGCGGCAUCCCCCAAGACCGUCCCUCCUCCAGAGCAGCCAGAGAACCUCCUCCUCGCGCACAAAGCUCACUCUAGACUGCUCUCUGUCUCUACACCCCGCUCCUGCAGUGAAGGCUGAUGACCUGCAGACCAUUAAGAAGGAGCUAACGCAGAUCAAGCACAAGGUGGACUACCUGCUGGAGAGCCUGGACCGCAUGGAGAAGGACCACAGCAAGAAGUCAGAGGGGAAGAGCGUGAAGCCCGAGCCAGGGGAGGUCUCCUCUCUCCAACACUCCAGCAGCAAGAAGGAGGAGAGCGUUAAGAGGGAGAGAGAGAGGGAGAGCCAGGAGCUGAACGACUCCGAGGAGGAGGGGGACCUGCUGGAGGAAGAAGAGGAGGUGAGAGAGACCGAGGAGGAGGUGAAGAGUCGAGGGCGGGAGGAUGACAACGAGGAUGAGGAGGAGGAGGGAGAGCAAGAGGAAGGAGAGGAUGAUGGUGACAGCGUCAAUGGAGAUGAGGACUCGUAGAUAAACACACGUACAUGCCCACACACACACACACGCGCACGUGUGCACAAACACUGAAAGGCCGUUACUGCUCUUUCCCUUAUCCGACCAGUCACCACUGUACCCCCUCCCAGCUUUUAUUCUCAAUGUUUAACAACCCCCUCCACCCAACACAGACUCACAGCACACACACACACACACACACACACACACACACACACACACACACACUCAAUUGCAAAGGAGUGUUUUGUUGUUUUAUUUUUUAUAGCUUGUUCUAUUUAGUGUAAUGCAUUGAGACUGGAUCUUACACAGGAGUAGUUAUUACUGUAGGUGACAGGGUGUGAGGUGUGGUAGUGCUGUUUCUGGACCAGCAGGUGGCAGUGUGCUGAUGUAUAUAGAGCAGUCAGACGGGAAACGCAUCUGAAAGUGCAGACCUUUUGUUUUGGGGAAACGAAUUAAACUGAACUUUAACAAUGUCCCUUGAUACUUUAAUAUGGCAAAUUACAUGUUAUGUCUCUUGUUUUGUUUUUUUUUUUUUGUCCAUUUGUCGUUUCAACUGUUUAAAAGAAACAAUUUCAAUAAAAUAUUAAAAUGAAAGAAA
Messenger RNA from Anguilla rostrata (American eel), 1911 nucleotides. RefSeq names its product heterogeneous nuclear ribonucleoprotein C (gene hnrnpca). Gene Ontology annotation, cellular component: nucleus. Gene Ontology annotation, molecular function: RNA binding. The transcript has 11 exons. Bases 357 to 1328 code for a protein of 323 amino acids. NCBI's taxonomy places the organism in Eukaryota, Metazoa, Chordata, Actinopteri, Anguilliformes, Anguillidae. The record is from RefSeq and is a predicted model, not a curated record.